GUGUUGUACCAUCAGAGGAAAGUGUAUACAGUCGGGCGAUGUGCGGGCGGUAAGUCCACACAGCAACUGGAGCUGCAGUGAAGCGGCGCAGCUAGCGUAUCCAGGUCUGCAGCUAGCCGCGGAGAGGGGCCCUCUCACAAGGGUUUUCCUGCACCGCCCGGUCCAGAGGCGCGCAGGCGGUAGGAUUGGACGUGGAUUUCCCGGCGAGAUUUGGGUCUCAUCGGGGGAUAUUCCACAUCAUCCCUACAGAGUAAGAAGACUUCUAAUGAAGCCGUUGUAAGAAUUACGGCUUUCGCGACCCGCACAACAAGAGGCUGGCGCUUCGUGUGGAAAAUUUAUGUAUCCUCGCACGCCCCUUCUCCUUCCUGAGCCAAGAGAAAUCCUAAGACGCUGCGGACUGCACCUGCUAGUCUCAGACGUACCAGCAGAGGUUUAAGACGUUUCCCCUAAGAUCUGCGUAUCUUCAAAUCCCGCAGGUAAGAGUGACAACAGACCGUCACAUACCAGAGACCAGCCGAAAGCCUCCAGGCGGGGCUCGUGUUUUGAAGAAAGUACAGAGACGAUCCGCCCACAACAAACACUGACGUUCCACUUGACCUAAGAUGGAAAAUGUGGCCCAAUGCGCUUCAGGGGAAGACAAGGAGUCUUCAGAACCGGGGAGGGACGAAAUCAUCAUAGUCAUCACUGAAGCCGAGAAAAGAGUCGACAGCGACGAAGAAGAAGAAGAAAAUACACAAGAUGAUCAAAAGGAGGUGAAGCCCCUCGAAGAUGAGGUUAAAGAAAGGCAAACUGAAGACGCUGAAGUAGAUAACCCCGCUGAAGACGCGCUCACCGGACCUGAAACUGUGCCUAACGCUGAAGGAUCAACAACGGAAGCCAGCCUCGAACAGACACAAGCAAACAGUGAACAAAACACCGGCCAAACAGAGCCAAUCUCCGAGUUAAUUGAAGAAGAAAGCGAUCAGGUUGACUGGGAAGAGGGCGAAGACAAAACGGACAUUCCUCGGGUCAUCUGCGUGGAUUACAUUCGCGCCAAAAGCCUGGAGGAGGACGAGGAGACUCCUGACUACGGAUACACCUUAGAGACAGUUGCGGAGGACACGCUAGAGGGAAGCGACAAAGAUGAGGAGGCAGGCGACGAUGAUGACGAUGAAAUCCCGGUCUCCCUGGUGGACUGGGACGGGCCGAUACAGGAGGAACUGGACGGGACUGAACUGGCCGACUCCGAGUUCGAGUUCACCCGAUGGAGCGGGGAAGAAGCCAAUAACAUAGAAGCAACAUUCACCUGCAAAACUGCAGAAGACGAUCAAAAACAACACCAAGACGACCCUGACCAAAUUAAAGGCAGCAAUGAACAAGAAUUGAAGAUGGUUGACCGAGCAAUAGCGGGUCUAGAGACUGCAGAGGAGUAUAUCGAACAGGAAACGACCUUUGACCCUGAGAAGGGACAGGUGGUCGAUCCGACACAAGCAGACGUGAGGGUGAUCCUAACAACCGCCGAGCUCGUUGAAGUUGACGAAAACCUGGAAGAAGAUGGCACUGAAGUCAGCAACGAGGAUGAACCUUUCGGACAGUCGUAUGAUACUUGGAAGCGAUCAGAUAAGACUGACAGAGAUACGAAAACCGGUACAGAUGAAGUGGAGACAGAGAGUAAAGAUAUACCGGAGUGUAGAUGGGAAGAAAUGGCGGGAAAAGAUGAGGCCGACCAAGCUGAAGUAAACCAGGAGGCAUCAUGGGAAGACGUGGUGAUCAUCGUUUCCACGGUGGAAGAGGUCGAACCGACCCUGACGGUGAAAGACGCAGACUGGGCCGAAACGACCCCAGAUCAACCACAGGAGGAGACGGAAGAGUAUGAAGAUGAAGAAACGACAGGGUUUGACGAAAGGGAAGUAGAGUUAGACAUGGCAAAGGAAGAAGUCUUAAUCCAAGAGAAGACUGAAGAAACUUGUGACGUGGAAUCCGGCAUCGAGCAAAGAAUAAAAGACUCAGAGAAAAUGGUUGAGGAGGAAAUAGCAAAUCAGAAUGACACACGUGAAAGUGUCGAAGAAGUGAAGGCAUUUUCCCCGGCUGGGGAGAUUGGUGCAGUUAAAACGGACACAGACUUGGAGAAAACACGUCAAGAUCUGGAAAUACUCGUAUGUAGGGCUGAACGGGCUGUACCAGACUUAGAGAAAGCGAGACGAGCUAUGGAACAGGAGAAACUGAGGGGAGAUGAGUUAAACACAGAACUGAAGCUGAUCAAAGAAGAGUUGACGCGAGAAAAGACCCGGGCACAGGAAGAGAAGGAGAGAGCCGACCGCGCAGAAGCCAAGUUCGAUGAAGCCAGGAAAAACAUGGAGGAGGAAAAGGCGAAAACCGACCUCUUGCGGCUGAACCUGGAACAGCAGAAGAGCAAAGCUGACCGCGUGGAGACAGACCUGAAGAAGAUCCAGAAAACCGUGGAAACGGAGAAAGCUCGCUCCCAGGGUAAGAAGCGUAUCGAGACGGAAGCGCUAGAGCAGGCCCGCAGAGAUAUCGAGUACGAAAAAAUCCGAGCGGAAAACGCGGAAGCCGAGAUGAAGAAAGCCCAGCGAGAGUUGGAGACGAUAGAAGAGAGGUACUUGGGGCAGAGACGCAUCGAAGCCGAAACCGUUCUAAAGGCACGCCGAGACGCCGAGUACGAAAAAGCCCGCGCAAACCGCCUGCGUUUGGAGCUGAGGACACUGAAGGAGAACAAGAGCGCGGGAAAAGACAACGAGAAAGACAGCCAGACACAGCAACUUCAGUCCGAGUUAGAGAACAUGCGUAGUGAGAGAGAUAAAGAAAAAGCCAGAGCAGACCGCUUGGAAGCUGACAUGAGUCGGGCCAAGGAAGACACAGAAGACGACGCCUCAAAUUCAACAAAGUUCGAGCAAACUCUGAAAGCGAUGAAACAGGAGAAAGCCAGGGCGGACAGAGCCGAAACGUACUUCCAACAGGCGAGGAGAGAGUGCGAACAAGAAAAAGUCCGCGCACAGUUGGAGAAAAGACGGGCUGACCGCGCAGAGGCGAGCGUUGAACAAAAACAAAAGCACGUGGAACAAGAAAAGACCAGAGCCAGCCGUGUCAUAGCAGAGCUAAAAGAGACCCAGAAACAGCUAGCUCAAGAGAAACUUCGCUGCCAACAAGAGACAAUGACACCUGGUCACACAGUGACCCGACAUAUUUCCGAAGAAACAAAUGCGAAUACCACAACAGAGACCGAAGUACAGAAACUACGCGAGCAACUAGAGCGAGAAAGGGCCAGAGCUGAUCGUGCCGAAGAAGAAGCAAAUGAACUGAGAGAAGCGACCACGGAACACAUUUCUCUGACAGAAGCCGACAAGUUGAAGCUGUACGUAACGGAAGCAGAGACUGAGCUGGAGAGAGCGCGUCUGGAGGUAGAACAGGAGCGGGCUAGAACCGAACUCAUGAAGGAGGAACUGGAGAAGACAGUGAAAGACUUUAAGAUGGAGAAACUUCGCGUACAGGAGGAGAAAAUCAGGGCCGACCUGGCCGAGGCGGAACUGAGUAAAAUUCGCGAGAAAGAGUCCCGGGUGACGUUUCGCCAGGAGUUGGAGAAGGUUUGGGACGAAACCAAAGCUAAAGCUAAAGUCGAGGCCAGACUUAGUCAGACUGAUCUCCAUCUGCAACUAGACUCUACCACGUGGGACGGAUAUAAACUAGAGACAAGCUUUUAAAUCCUUCAGAAUAACUUAGAGCCUUCCAGUUAUUCAUAUACCAGAUAUCUAUCAAUGACAGUAUAAAAUAUUAAUUGAUAAUCAGCCUACAAAUCCAACUAAAAUUAUCAUAAUAAUGAGAAUGAAUAAAUGUAGAGAAAGAAUUUUAAAUGUUGAAAAAACGUAACGAGAAGUUUACUCAUAUAAAGUUAGCAAUAAGAUGAGGCAGUGCCAGCAGUGAAUAUUUUGUCAGUACCAUAGUUAAAGUUAGCACGUAUUCUAUAUAAAACUGUACAGUAGCCAACCUGUUACUUGCCAUAAUAGCUAAGACUCAAAUGAAGCUAUAAGAGACCCUACAAGUCUUAGAAAGAAUGUUGAACCAUCAAUGAAUGUUGUCCGCCAUCUUAGUUUUGUGCACACGCAAUGCAUCAUGG
This is a messenger RNA of Branchiostoma belcheri (Belcher's lancelet), 4111 nucleotides long. RefSeq names its product golgin subfamily A member 6-like protein 22. NCBI's taxonomy places the organism in Eukaryota, Metazoa, Chordata, Leptocardii, Amphioxiformes, Branchiostomatidae. The transcript has 2 exons. The record is from RefSeq and is a predicted model, not a curated record. The coding region runs from base 603 to 3698 and encodes 1031 amino acids.